Brassica oleracea var. oleracea is the source of this 438-nucleotide messenger RNA. RefSeq lists its product as uncharacterized. NCBI's taxonomy places the organism in Eukaryota, Viridiplantae, Streptophyta, Magnoliopsida, Brassicales, Brassicaceae. The record is from RefSeq and is a predicted model, not a curated record.
GAUUCAGAAGGAACAAGGUUCUAUUGAGUUGUUUGGAAAGAAAGGAGAGAUGUCACUUGUGAACCGAGCAACUCAAGAGGAAGGGAGUGAAGCUCCUCAAGCAAACAAGGCUGCGCAUGGGAAGUAUGAGGAGAGGAGGUUCAAUGGGAGCUGUGAUCACUGCAAGAAGCAUGGCCACAAGAAGAGUCAAUGCUGGAUACUUCAUCCACAUCUCAAGCCGGCCAAGUUCAUGAAAGACCGUGAGGCAAGGGCUAAUGUCUCGGAUGUGACAAGUGGAGCUGGUACAAGCAAAGGAAAGGAGAUGGAUGGACGUGAAGCAGGUGAUGGGAAGUCUCUUGUAGCCUACACCGGAGCACCUAGUUACCGUGGGAACAAUGAUCAGGAGUAUCUCAGGAGAGCUGAUCUUGAUGCCCUCAUUAAGAUAUUCAAGGAGAAUGG